AUGGCGGGCAAUUCUCCCCACGGUGGAGGUUUUUCAGGUGCCGGGGAUGAUUUCGAUCCUACGACUCUACCUCCGAGGACUCGCCCUUUUAUUCCCGAGAGGUACCGUCCGGCAGUGCACGUCCUCCCGCGCGCUGUUUUCCGUCAUUUUACCAGUUUUGACGAGAGAGCACCCAUGGAUCUGCUUCUCAGAGAGCCGGGGCAGCAUCUCUCUCACGAUGCCCGAGAGGCUAGUUCCCGCAGUGUGCGGGGAUAUGGUUCGACCAUGGCACGGGACUGGUAUGCCGAGCUGCCGGAGGGUGUCCGGGAUUUGGUAGAUUUGGCAGGAUUCGGGCCCUUCUGCGUCGGGUUGUCACGCUGUCCUGCCAGGAGGACAUUGAUGGCAGCCUUGGUAGAGAGAUGGUGGGACACCACCAAUUCCUUUCAUUUCUCUGCUACUGGGGACAUGACUAUGACCCAUUUCGACUUUGCUGUAUUGACCGGCCUUGAUGUCGGAGGUUGGGCCAUCCCCUAUGAUGAGGAUAUGGGCGAGUGGGAGGCCGCCUGGAUGUAUUUAUUGGGGGCUCAUCCGCCCGUUGACAGGGUCUCUGGGAGAGUCCGAUACACUUGGUUCUCCUCCCAUUUCCGGCGGGCGGAGAUGGUGCCUGAGAGUCCCGAGGAGACAGAGCAGUAUGCCCGUGGCUUCCUUAUGUUCCUCUUCGGGACUACCCUGUUCGCCGACAGAGGGAACACAGUCGGGCUAUACCUUCUGAGCGCUCUAGUUGACCUAUCACAGGUCCACCGAUAUGAUUGGGGUGGCGCUGGCCUGGCUACCCUUUACUUUUACAUGAGCGCGACCUCCCGCGGGCGGGGCGAUUUGCUUGGCGGCUACUGGAGAGCCUGGGAGCUAUGGGUGUAUGUAUACUUCCCAUCAUUAGCCCCAGAGCUGGAGGUGGUAGGGAUUCCCGUGACCCCAUAUUCAUUGAUAUUCGAGGGCCCGCACCGGCCGAGACCUCGAGAGACCCUCAUUCGCCUGCGACAGUACUUCGACACUGUGCGGCAUUCAGAGAUUACUUGGCAGCCUUGGGCGCCUCUGGGUGACGGCCUCCGACUUCAGUAUACCGGGGCAUCGGACAUCUCCCAGUAUAGGGUCCUGUUCGAAGGGCCGGUUGGCAGGGUAUGGUUCCUGGGGGAGCACUUUCUGCGCCAGGUAUGGGGGUAUCUUUCUCAGGAUAUUCCCGCAGCACCCCCAGCCGGUAUGCGGACCGCUGACAGGCUCUCUUACUCGGAGGUAGUCGGCGCCAUGCUGGGUAGUGAAGCUUUACUAUAUACUGAGGAGGGGGACUACGCCACUUACCGUCACAUAUAUUUGAUGCCUCCAUUGACAGAAGCUCGUAUCCCGAUGAUGAGGCCUGCCGGUAUGUCAUCCUCGGGCCAGGCUCAGGCUCGGGCUGCAGACGUCCCUUCUUCUAGCAGGGCCGGUACAUCUAGAGGCGGGAGUAGACCGGUUCCUCCGGCUCCGUCGAUUCAUCCUCAUGUCGAAUGGCCAGAUAUGCCUACUGAGUUGAUGGCCUGGCAGUAUGGGGCUAUCUCUCCGACCCCGAUCCCGCUAGAGCCUCCGAUGCCCAGUGAUCGAUACGCCAUUGAUCUGGACUCACCGCCGCCAUCGCGAGGGUACAUAGAGGAGGUGGUUGGACUGGUGGCCACACUCGAGGGCAUGGUCCUGCGCAGGGAGGCACAGUUGUCUGUUGCGGACAUUCAGGUAAGUUAUAUGAGAGAUUUGGGUAUAUCAAAAAUUCAGAUUGAGAGGGAUUCCCUCCAAUUUAUUAAAGUUGUGUUAUGUGCUGAGAAAAAUCGUUCAGACAUAAGUGUAAUUGUUGCAAGCAUUUGCUAG
This is a messenger RNA of Camellia sinensis, 1872 nucleotides long. Lineage: Eukaryota; Viridiplantae; Streptophyta; Magnoliopsida; Ericales; Theaceae. The record is from RefSeq and is a predicted model, not a curated record.